Molecule: messenger RNA, 1587 nt
Organism: Empidonax traillii (willow flycatcher)
Lineage: Eukaryota; Metazoa; Chordata; Aves; Passeriformes; Tyrannidae
Product: mothers against decapentaplegic homolog 2
Exons: 10
Coding region: 53-1456 (467 amino acids)
Biological process (GO): BMP signaling pathway; transforming growth factor beta receptor signaling pathway; anatomical structure morphogenesis
Cellular component (GO): heteromeric SMAD protein complex
Molecular function (GO): I-SMAD binding; RNA polymerase II cis-regulatory region sequence-specific DNA binding; DNA-binding transcription factor activity, RNA polymerase II-specific
Source: RefSeq, a predicted model, not a curated record
AGACAGGAAUCUCUAAUUUAUUGCUUGCUGAGUGUUCUGUCUGGUGAAAGUCAUGUCAUCCAUAUUGCCAUUCACUCCACCAGUUGUGAAGAGACUUCUGGGGUGGAAAAAAUCUGCUGGUGGCUCUGGAGGGGCUGCUGGUAGUGAGCAGAAUGGUCAGGAGGAAAAGUGGUGUGAAAAAGCAGUGAAAAGCUUGGUCAAGAAGCUAAAGAAAACAGGACAGCUGGAUGAGCUUGAGAAGGCAAUUACCACUCAGAAUUGCAGUACAAAAUGUGUGACCAUACCAAGCACUUGCUCUGAAAUUUGGGGACUGAGUACACCAAACACGAUAGAUCAGUGGGAUACAACAGGCCUUUACAGCUUCUCUGAACAAACCAGAUCUCUCGAUGGCCGUCUACAGGUAUCUCAUCGUAAAGGAUUACCACAUGUUAUUUACUGUCGUUUGUGGCGCUGGCCAGAUCUUCACAGUCACCAUGAACUUAAAGCAGUUGAAAACUGUGAAUAUGCUUUUAAUCUUAAAAAGGAUGAAGUAUGUGUAAACCCUUACCACUACCAGAGAGUGGAGACACCAGUCUUGCCUCCUGUACUAGUGCCACGGCACACUGAGAUUCUAACAGAACUACCACCUCUCGAUGACUAUACCCAUUCCAUUCCUGAAAACACUAACUUUCCAACUGGAAUUGAACCACAGAGCAAUUACAUACCAGAAACACCACCUCCAGGAUAUAUCAGUGAAGAUGGAGAAACAAAUGACCAGCAGUUGAACCAAAGCAUGGAUACAGGAUCUCCAGCAGAGCUGUCUCCUAGUACUCUUUCUCCAGUUAAUCAUAGCCUGGACUUGCAACCAGUUACUUACUCGGAGCCUGCGUUUUGGUGUUCAAUAGCAUAUUAUGAAUUGAAUCAAAGAGUGGGAGAAACCUUCCAUGCAUCCCAGCCUUCCCUGACUGUAGAUGGCUUUACAGAUCCUUCAAAUUCAGAACGAUUUUGUCUAGGUUUGCUUUCCAAUGUAAACAGAAAUGCUACAGUGGAAAUGACAAGGCGACAUAUAGGAAGGGGAGUACGUCUCUAUUACAUUGGUGGAGAAGUUUUUGCUGAGUGCUUAAGUGAUAGCGCAAUUUUUGUUCAGAGCCCCAAUUGUAAUCAAAGAUAUGGCUGGCAUCCUGCAACUGUGUGCAAAAUUCCACCAGGAUGCAAUCUAAAAAUCUUUAAUAACCAAGAAUUUGCUGCUCUUCUGGCUCAAUCUGUGAAUCAGGGCUUUGAAGCAGUUUAUCAGCUUACUAGAAUGUGUACCAUAAGAAUGAGUUUUGUUAAAGGAUGGGGAGCUGAAUACAGGCGGCAAACAGUAACAAGCACUCCUUGCUGGAUUGAACUUCAUCUGAAUGGACCUCUACAAUGGUUGGACAAAGUAUUAACUCAGAUGGGCUCCCCUUCAGUACGCUGCUCCAGCAUGUCAUAAAACUCCUUCCUCUGUUACCAGUGGGCUAAAUAUCAAGUCCAAUCAACAGACUUAAUAUAACAGUUCAUCUGUCAUAGUACUUGUGUGUGGUCCCCAUGAACUGUUUACCAUCCAAAAAUGUUUUGUAAAAA